GUUGAAGCCUCCCAGGUUCAGUCUUAACUCUUAGGAGACAGCAGCUAAGCUAUCUCGCUCUUCUCUGUACACUCCAUGAAGUACUAAGUAGUAACAACAACAAAAACAGAGACCUGAGAAGCCAAAGAGAGAAAGGGAGAGAGAUUUCGUGUAGCGUUGUUUUCUCUGUUUCCCAAAAAGAUUAGGCUGUUGGGUUUGUGGGUUGAGACUUGAGAGGGAGAGAGAAGCAAAGAAAAAGAUAAAGAAGAGAAAGAUUGUUUUUCCAACAUCGGAACUGCUGGUUCUCAUGAGAUAAGAUCACAUUUAAGAGGAUAUACGUUUUGUUUUGGAAAGGUCAUUUAAGAGCCUGCCAAGCUUGAUACAAAGGAGGAUUUUUUACUUAGAAAUUUUUGUAACGUCUCUGUGUGAGCGGUGCGUGGUCUGCUGCCACGACCCCCUUAUCUUCGUUUCUUGCUAAAGCAAAACGAGAGAAGCGUUCUCCCCCCUCUAUAAAGCAGGUGCAAAGCAGCUGAUUUGGGGGUAUAUCAAGAAGCAAAAGGGGUUUCUGGUUGGGUUUCUACUUAUCUCCAUUAUAUACAUAUAUAUAUAUAUAUAUCUGAAAGAGACCUCUCGAACCAGAUCUGCAGGUUGGUGAAGCAAUGCUACCUCAGAGACAAGCUGAAGAAGUCAUGGUCUCCGGCCUCAACGAGACAGAGGGUGAUGAGAGAGAGGAAGACAAGGGAGACGAGAGCCAGCUCAGCCUCAAAACCCUUCUCUGGCAUGGUGGGUCUGUUUACGAUGCCUGGUUCAGCUGUGCAUCAAACCAGGUUGCCCAGGUUCUGUUAACGUUGCCAUACUCCUUCUCUCAAUUGGGUAUGCUCUCAGGAGUCAUUUUUCAGAUCUUCUAUGGCAUUCUCGGAAGCUGGACUGCCUAUCUCAUCAGUGUUCUUUACAUUGAGUACCGCAGCAGGAAGGAGAAAGAGAACGUCAGCUUCAAGAAUCAUGUCAUUCAGUGGUUUGAAGUGCUGGAUGGUUUGUUGGGUCCCUACUGGAAAGCAAUGGGAUUGGCCUUCAACUGUACUUUCCUCCUUUUUGGAUCCGUCAUACAACUGAUUGCUUGUGCAAGCAAUAUAUACUACAUAAAUGAUCGACUGGACAAGAGGACAUGGACCUACAUCUUCGGAGCUUGCUGUGCCACAACUGUCUUCAUUCCUUCAUUCCACAACUACAGGCUUUGGUCUUUUCUUGGUCUUGGUAUGACCACUUACACUGCCUGGUAUUUGACCAUUGCAGCCCUGGUUCAAGGCCAGGUUGAAAAUGUGAAGCACACAGGCCCUACUAAGCUGGUCCUGUAUUUCACUGGGGCCACCAACAUCCUCUACACUUUCGGCGGACACGCCGUCACUGUGGAAAUCAUGCAUGCAAUGUGGAAGCCUCAAAAAUUCAAGUACAUAUACCUUGUUGCCACCCUAUAUGUAUUCACCCUAACAAUUCCAUCGGCUGUUGCGGUAUACUGGGCCUUUGGGGACCAACUCCUCGACCAUUCCAAUGCCUUUUCGCUCCUUCCCCAAACUGGAUUCCGUGAUGCUGCUGUGAUCCUAAUGCUCAUCCACCAGUUCAUUACAUUUGGAUUUGCUUGUACACCCCUGUAUUUUGUGUGGGAGAAGGUGGUGGGGGUGCAUGAUACAAAGAGCAUAUGUUUAAGGGCACUCGCUCGGCUGCCAGUGGUCAUACCGAUAUGGUUCUUGGCCAUCAUAUUUCCUUUCUUUGGGCCCAUUAAUUCAGCUGUGGGGGCUCUUUUGGUCAGCUUCACCGUCUACAUCAUCCCAGCUCUUGCCCAUAUGCUCACUUACAGAAAGGCCUCAGCCAGAAAGAAUGCAGCAGAGAAGCCCCCAUUCUUCCUCCCAAGCUGGUCAGGAAUGUAUAUGGUAAAUGCAUUUGUAGUCAUCUGGGUCUUCAUAGUUGGCUUCGGCUUUGGAGGGUGGGCUAGCAUGAACAACUUCAUCAAACAAGUCGAUACUUUUGGGCUCUUUGCCAAGUGCUACCAGUGCCAACCCUCAUCACCCCAUCGUUGAGCGUUGACCUUUUUUUCUUUUUUUUUGGUUAAAUUCUCUUUAUAAAUAUUGAAUGAUUGGUCUUGUAUGAUGGGGAUUGAUCCUUUGGUAUGAAAUCAAUAUGAGUAUUCUGUGUCUCAAAUAAAUACAGAAGCUACUGAAUAUAAUCAUUACUUGCUUCA
Molecule: messenger RNA, 2215 nt
Organism: Vitis riparia (riverbank grape)
Lineage: Eukaryota; Viridiplantae; Streptophyta; Magnoliopsida; Vitales; Vitaceae
Product: auxin transporter-like protein 2
Exons: 9
Coding region: 639-2054 (471 amino acids)
Cellular component (GO): plasma membrane
Source: RefSeq, a predicted model, not a curated record